Molecule: messenger RNA, 1113 nt
Organism: Naegleria gruberi
Lineage: Eukaryota; Heterolobosea; Eutetramitea; Acrasida; Naegleriidae
Product: GCN5-related N-acetyltransferase
Exons: 1
Coding region: 1-1113 (370 amino acids)
Molecular function (GO): acyltransferase activity, transferring groups other than amino-acyl groups
Source: RefSeq, a predicted model, not a curated record
AUGAGUGAAACAACAUCAUGUACCACCAACACUACUUAUUCUCUUAAUAGCAUCAUUAACCAACAACAGAAGAAAUUAGAACAGGAGAAUGCCGAUAUUAGCUAUUCAAUUUUUGAAAUGAAUCAAAUUAUGGUAAGAGCCAUUCCUACUCUCUCCGAUUUACAAGAAACAGAAAAAGAGUCCAUCAAUUGCAUUAAACCUGGAUAUGAGGAAUUGGAUGAGCCAAAUCCAACUUACACCUGCAGGGAUGAUAUUACUAAUUUUGAAUUGAUUGACCUUGUUGAAAAACAAGCUAAACGUUCAUUGGUUUACCUCUUCCUGCCCGAUACCAAAUGUAAAACCUUGUUAGUUGAGAAUGGAAGAGUUGAACAACAAACUGAAAAGAUGGUUCAGGAGGGUUUGUUAGAUUCCGAAGGUAGACUCACCAAAUAUCAACCUCUCUAUGAAAGACUUGGACAAUAUGUUACCGAUUAUAGUGUCUAUCAUGGAAUGAUCUAUUAUUUACGUGAAGAGGAAACUUCCUACAUGAAGAGUAAGAAGGAAAUGAUGCAGAAUACUAUGGGAUAUAAGGGAAUACUCCAACCUUUCCAAAUCAGCAAUGGUGAGAAUGUUGUAUGUCAAUUGGGUAAUGAUUUUGUGAUGAAAAUUGUAGAGACUCGUGAAGAAUUAAUUCAAGUCAUUGAUUGUAUGCAAGAGACCUUUACUGACUUUAAAUCUGGUCCACUGACUGCUGAAGUAAUGAAUAAUACCUAUCCUCUCCACUCUGAUGAAUUCUCAUGGAUUUGUAUCAAGGAUUUGGCUACCAAUGAGAUUGCAACCACUGGACAAGUCUUCUUUGGACCAAGAACUUGCUAUGGAAGUAAUUUGUGUACUAAACCAAAGUAUAGAGGAAAGGGAUUUGCCACUGUCAUGAUGAUUGCCAUGCUUGAAUUGGCCAAGACCAGAAAGGACAAGUAUGAAUACAUUGUUAUUCAAGCCUCUCUUGAUGGUCUUCCUAUUUACGAUAAGCUCGGAUAUGAGUAUAGAUUUGAUUUUGAAAUUAUGGAGUUGAAUCCACAAGCUAAUAGUGAUGAACAAGAUGAUGCUGCUGCAACAACUGUUAGUAAACUCUAA